Thelazia callipaeda (thelaziosis nematode) is the source of this 462-nucleotide messenger RNA. Lineage: Eukaryota; Metazoa; Nematoda; Chromadorea; Rhabditida; Thelaziidae. The record is from the annotation of a GenBank genome assembly.
AUGCCAAGAGCAUCUCAGGUUGGUAAAAGCACAAUUGUUAAAACAUUGAUCGGAGAGCAUAAUUUUACCACUAAGGAAUAUAUAAUGAUGACGCAAAAGAAAGAAACAAUUCAUUUUCAAGUCGAAAGAAAAACUAAUUUCAGCAUAGAAACUCAAAAUAUCGAACUGCAUGACAAAAUCUUCAUGUUUUCUGAACGUAUGAUCGAUACUGUUCUUGUAGAUACUCCUGGUCAUGAAUUUUUUGAAUGGAUGUUAGAAUCGGUAUGCGACAAAAAUGCUUUAUAUGCUCUCUGUUUCGAUUUCACUGAUAAAGACAGUAUGCUGAUUGGCUAUAAAUCCGAUAUUAAAUUGCGACAAACAAUUUCACUACCAGAAGCAAACAAUUUUGCAGCGACCAAUAACCUAAUACUUCAUGUCAUUCCAACGUGCUCACUCCAUGAAGAUGACAAUAUGAAUCAGUAG